AUGCCGGAAACAAAAAGAUUUGAAAUUAAAGGGAAAUGUAUACUUUUUAGGGAACAACGUUACUGUAUCCACAGCAAUAAAGUAAAAGAAAAGCAGGGCCAUCAUGAAGUAAAGAAUCCACAUUCUUCUCGGGCAAGAAAUACACAUUGUACUGCCACUAUCCAUCUUCGACUAGAGCAUCAACGACUUUCACUAAUCCGUGAGAAAUUUAUUGCCUUAUUCUGGGAUGGGCACUCCCCAGCUUCAGCAUUACAUGUUUUUGAAGAUGAGCUCUAUUUAAAUACUACAAAUGAACAGGAGCUAUUGGAGAUUCUAGCAGAUCGAGCCUAUAAUCCAGGUUACGAUUACAUUGCUAAGUUGUUUUAG
This is a messenger RNA of Dentiscutata erythropus, 366 nucleotides long. Lineage: Eukaryota; Fungi; Glomeromycota; Glomeromycetes; Diversisporales; Gigasporaceae. The record is from the annotation of a GenBank genome assembly.